Molecule: messenger RNA, 592 nt
Organism: Bursaphelenchus okinawaensis
Lineage: Eukaryota; Metazoa; Nematoda; Chromadorea; Rhabditida; Aphelenchoididae
Source: the annotation of a GenBank genome assembly
AUGAAGGAACGUGCCAGCGACGCCUAUGACGAGGUCAAGGAUCGUGCUGAAGAACUAAAGGACAGUGUGUUGGGUGCUACGCAAUCGAACGAAGAACGAUUCGAACAUGAAGUUGGGCAUAGAGCCGACGAGUUGGCCGAAUGCAUUGAUGACCAAUGCACUUGUGAUGUGCUUGGGGCAUCAGGUAAGAAAAGUGCUUAAAGUAAGUGUGAUUGGAACGGGAGUUAUGCUAAGUUAGAGUGCUUAAAUGGGGAGUUAUGUUAAGGUAGGGUGCUGAAAUGGAGAGUUAUCUUUUAAGUUAGGUUAAAGAAUAGAAAAAAUAAAGUUAAUUUAGAAGGGGUGUUUAGGCUACGUACUAUUUAUGUAUGUUAUUAUAGGGAAUUUAAGGUCGAAAAAGUACCAGAUAUACUUAAAGUAUAGGUUGAUGGUAGGACUAAAUCAGAUAAUAGGUAUAAGCUUUAAAUGGUAAGAAUUAUAAGUAAAAGUAAGCUAAAAUAUUACUAAAUGUUCACUAUUUGCUGAGACAACCGUAUUUUUCAAAAAAAAUAUUAAUAUUGUUUUAGGAGAGCUGUUCCACCACUGUCGUCAAUGA